Molecule: messenger RNA, 2862 nt
Organism: Brassica rapa (field mustard)
Lineage: Eukaryota; Viridiplantae; Streptophyta; Magnoliopsida; Brassicales; Brassicaceae
Product: protein SAWADEE HOMEODOMAIN HOMOLOG 1
Molecular function (GO): chromatin binding
Source: RefSeq, a predicted model, not a curated record
ACGUUUAUUUAACCAACGAACUAUUAUGUUUUAUUUCUAUAAGAAAGAUUUUUCUUUUUAUAUUGUUCACCUUUCUAGAAGGACGAUUAUGUGUUAUUUUUCCAAAAAUGUUGAUACGAUACAUAAAUAAACGAAUCUUGCAUGGGAGAAAUCACGGGCCUCCCAUUAUUGUCGGGGAGAUAAAUGAAGAGGCCGAAGUGAGGAUUAGCUGUUAUUAAAUAAAGUAUGAUAUUUGAUUAAUCGUAUUAACGGCACACGUUCAGUUUCCUUGGAAACUAAUUGUCUAAUACAACUAGAAACUCUUCUCUGUCAACUACUUUUCCCAUCUAUCAAGUCUUUAUAAUUUGAGAUACUUUUUUCAAUUUUGUUUUGGCCAAAAACCUUUUUUCAAUCUGAGAGACUUUUGAUAUUAUGGAAUUUAGAAAUGCCAGUAAAAAAAAACUAGAAAGACACGUUAUGUUCAACUAUAGAUUUUAGAAAAGUCAGCAAAAAAAUCUCUAGAAAGAACCGUUAAUGUUCAACUGUAUAGACUUGAGUUCCUUUAUUUUGAGAAAUAAUUAUAGCCUCUGUAGGUAGUGCUUUUUUUGUAUAAAUAUAAAUGGUCGACAAACUAUUUUUUCAUGAGAAUUAUCAUAUACCACUAAAUAUCUAUGAAACUAUGACCCCGUGCUAUUGAACUGAAAUAAAAGUUCGAAUCUUAAGAUAGUAUUCUAACUAUCCAUAGAAUAACUGAUUUGAGUUUUCUGGUUUUGAAUGUUUGUAGUAUAGUUGUGCUACUGUUAUGUAAGUAUUAUGGUUCAACAUGUGAAAUAGUUGAGGCGUCAUCUGUUAUUAUUAUUUUUUAAUCUGUUAAUUUUUAUUUCUUUGUGCAGAAUAUAUUGCUGUGUUGACCUGAAUUUUCAUGAUGUUCAAAACAAGUUACAUUUGUUUUAGCCAUUGUCGUGAAGGAAACGCAGAAACAUCAUUCGUGGAUGAAAAUAUGAUAUUUGAUUAAAUCGUAGUAUUUGAUUACUCGUUUUAAAAGAGGAAGAUUCCUCAAGGAAGAGUUUCCACACCAUUUGUCUCCCAUGUUGAAAGACAAUUAUAUCUGCUUUUGUGGAAUUUCAUCCGAAACCUUUAUUGCUAUUGGCUUAGAUACUAACAUUAGUGAUUUUAAUUAAAAAACUAAUCAUCUAAUGUCCGAAAGAUUAAAGGUUAAAUAUGAACUUACGAGGAUGUAUUUAAAUAAUCCGAGGACAAAAUGUAGACAAAUCAUCUGCUAUUUAAAUAUAAUUUCAUAAAUGUGACCAAGACCUGCAGUCCAGAUUUAGAUGAAGGCUAGAAGCAAUUUAUUAAAUAUUUUAACUAAAUUUUUUUUUUUACAAAUUUAGGGGUUUUUAAUUUUUUUUCAGAAAUUUACAUCUAAGUUUUUUUCAAAAUUUUUAUAAGUGUAAGACUAAUGUUUCAUUUAGAUUUUUCCCAUGACUGGUCCUAAAUGUUAUGUUAUUUUAAUUUUAGUUUUAAAACAUAUUAUUAUUAUUUUUAAAAUAUUCUAAAGAACCAUUUUACAGAGAUUUUGGUGGAUUUCGUAGUUAAAGAUAUAAAAUCUAAAUUUGAAAAUUCUAGAUAAAAUUCUUGUGUGUUUUAUAUAAUUCAAUAAAAAUCAUUUAAAACUCCUGUAAGAUGAAAUAAUUCCAAACUCUACCCAAAUACGAUACUAUAAUAACAUACCUGGUCGGGUCUAAUAUAGAAAGGAGAAAGCCCAUAUAGAAGAUUAGUAUUCAUUUGUGGCCCAUCUCAUCUCAUCUCAUCUCUCUUAUAGUCAAAAUAUCAAUUAACACACUGAUUCUAAACACUACUAACAGAGUAGCACAUCAACUUGUUCUUCGAUAAUGGAUGCUCCCGAAGAUUCCUCCCACUAUUUCACCGAUUUCACAUUGGCCGAGAUUGUAGACAUGGAGACUCUGUUCAAGGAGCUCGGUGAUCAGUCUCUCCUCAAAGACUUUUGUCAAACUGUUGCCUCCUCUUUUAGUUGCUCAGUGAACCGGAAGGGAAAAUCAUCAAUAACAUGGAAACAAGUACAGGGUUGGUUUCAGGGGAGUUUAGAGAAGCAGAACCAACCAAAAUUCAAGACUGCGCCAUCUUCCCCUUUGCUGAUUGUUGACUUAUCAAAUCCCGGUGGUGUCAGAGAUGCUGGAAGUCCUGAAACUGUUACCUAUGGUCAAAGAGUGAAAGGUAAGGCCUCUGAUGUAUCUGAUCUCGCUUUUGAGGCUAAAUCUGCAAGGGAUGACGCGUGGUAUGACGUGGCAUCGUUCAUGACUUAUAGAUAUCUUCGCACUGGUGAACUGGAAGUGCGUGUCCGGUUUUCUGGGUUCGACAACCAACACGAUGAGUGGGUGAACGUGCAAACGUCAGUGCGUGAGCGGUCUAUUCCUGUAGAACCAUCAGAGUGUGGGAGAGUGAAGGUUGGAGAUCUGCUUCUGUGUUUUCAGGAUAGGGAGGAUGAAGCACUGUACUGUGAUGCUCAUGUUGUGAAUAUCAAGAGAGGGGUUCAUGAUCACAGGAGUUGUAACUGCGUGUUUGUUGUUCGCUACGAGUUUGACGGUACAGAGGAAACGCUGGGACUUGAAAGUAUUUGCCGUCGUCCUGAUUCUGAAGAGUGAGUUUGUUUGGUCAUGAAGUAAUCUUUAGAAUCAGAUUCAUGAUACUCGGUAAACUAGAUUGUAUAUAUUGAACCAAGGGUUGCCCAAGGUGCCAAGCAACUAAGUGUUAGUUUCUUUGGUGUGAAUAAUGUGGAAUUAAGACCUAUAAAGUGCAAAAGGGCUUUAGACAAUGUAACCAAACCUAAAUGCUUAAGCAGUAAAGUCCGUUUCUUAUAUGAGA